Molecule: messenger RNA, 844 nt
Organism: Helicoverpa armigera (cotton bollworm)
Lineage: Eukaryota; Metazoa; Arthropoda; Insecta; Lepidoptera; Noctuidae
Product: INO80 complex subunit C
Exons: 2
Coding region: 140-487 (115 amino acids)
Biological process (GO): chromatin remodeling
Cellular component (GO): Ino80 complex
Source: RefSeq, a predicted model, not a curated record
GAUGGAGGUGGAUGGAUAUGGAUAGCCGUUUGUUGUUGUAUUUUACUGUUUCGAUUUUAUUUUAUAAUAAUUACUGUUGUCUCCUCCCGCUUAUAGAGUGCUUUUUAUUAACGUAAAUUACACAUAGUCUUUCAAAAGUAUGACCGGCGACACAGAGAAAACCUAUUGCUUCAAAAAUGAAAACAAGUUUGUCGUCAAAAGUGGAUGUAAAAAACGUAUGUGGAGAUCUCUGAAACAAAUAUUGACGGCAGAAAGAGCACUUCCAUGGCCUAACGAAGCUGUUCUAUAUUAUUCUAUCAAUGCCCCGCCAACAUUCAAACCAACUAAGAAAUAUUCGGAUAUAUCUGGCCUUCCUGCUCCGUACAUAGAUCGUCACUCUAAGCUGUUUUACAGCAACGUGGAAGAGUUUGCUACAGUUAGAAGUUUACCUAUGGAUAUUACAGCUGGAUACCUUCAAUUGAGAGGAGCUAAUACAAUUGUAGGAUGAGCUACAAAGGCUUUGAGACAAGUGUUGAAAUAGACUUUGUGAACCUUUAUGUCACUGAAAUAAUCUUUAUGUAACUUUUAUAAAGUUCACAAUAAGGCUUUUCGUGAAGAUGAUUAGUUACCUAUAUUUAAAUAGUACAGAAUAUUUGCUGACUUCAUACCCACAGUAUUGUAAUCUAUGCUGAUAUUGUGAUAUUUACUUGUUCUGUAUGUAUAACAAUUUUAGUUACGUACAUCCUACUAAUAACAGAAAUUGUACUUGUAAGCUUUAUCUACAUAGAAGCUGUUGGUAAACCCUUUCAUUAAUAAAUAAAUAAUAUGAAUGUUCUUAAAUAAAAAGGUUACCCAACUGACAUAA